This is a messenger RNA of Plasmodium malariae, 1773 nucleotides long. RefSeq names its product U1 small nuclear ribonucleoprotein C, putative. The transcript has a single exon. The record is from RefSeq and is a predicted model, not a curated record. Gene Ontology annotation, molecular function: zinc ion binding; RNA binding. Gene Ontology annotation, biological process: mRNA splicing, via spliceosome. Bases 1 to 1773 code for a protein of 590 amino acids. NCBI's taxonomy places the organism in Eukaryota, Apicomplexa, Aconoidasida, Haemosporida, Plasmodiidae. Gene Ontology annotation, cellular component: nucleus; precatalytic spliceosome.
AUGACAGACUACUGGGUAAGCUCAAAAAAGCACUACUGUGAAACUUGUAAUUGUUGGAUAUCUGGGCAUAAAGUUAAUAUAAAAAAUCAUGAAAGGAGUACCAGACAUAUUGAGAAUUUUAAAAACUUGCUAAACAAAUCUUUUAAAAGAAGAGAACAAGAAACGAAAGACAAAGAAUUCAUUGAAAAAGAAUUAAAAAAAUUAGAAAAUGUAGAAAAAAAGUUUCUUUCGGACUUACAGAAGAACGAUAUAUCCAAUAAGUCAAAUAGUUCCAUUAAUUUGAAUACAUGCCAUUCGAAUAAUAAAAACAGAAUUUCUAAUAGUAGUAAUAAUAUCACAAGUAAUAAUGUUACUAAUUAUGUUAGCAGUGGUCAGGGUAAUAAUAAGAAGUGGGUGGUUAUGAUACAUGAAGAUACAGGAUCGCUGUUAUUCUAUAACAGAUUGAAAAAUGGAAUUACCUAUGAAAAACCGAAAGACUUUUUCGAUUAUUUACCCGAAUAUGAAACAUUUUCUGAACAAAAUGGAUGGUUUAAAUAUUUUGAUUAUAAUUCAAAUAAUUUUUAUUACUAUAAUAUUUAUAGUUCAAAAAGUAUAUGGCAAUAUUCAGUGAACACAAUUAGUAGUUUGAUUAACUAUAUCAAUCAGUGUGAUGAGAUUACAGAAAAAAAUAAAAACUUUAGUAAUCCUAAUGAAAAUAAAGUAUAUAGUACCAAAUUGGAUGUUAUACCGAAUCAGGAAAAUUUAAAUAGAAGUGGUUAUUAUGAAAGUCAUUUCCAAAACUCUGCUCAGAAUAGUUAUUAUGGUGUUAACAAUAAUUUAAAUUUAUUAAACAGAGAAGAUGAAAUUACAGUUGAAGAUAAAGGACAAGAGGAAAAAAUACAGAUGAUCUUAACUCCUAAGAAGGAAAUAGACAAAUUACAGAGUAAUAGCAAGAACAACAUUAUUAAUGUUACUACAGAACGCACUGGAAGCAGUGGCAAUUAUGAAGAUAUAAAUAACGCGUUUUCAUUUAAUUCGUGCGAACAGAACUGUAGAGAUGCUAAAAGUACAAUGGUAGAAUCAACUUGUAAAUCGGAUGAAAGGGAUGUAAAGUAUGCGAAAUGUGAAAAAGAUAAAACAUAUAUGAACGAAGAAAAUAUAACUAAUGGAGGAAAUAAUUUUAGAGGAGAAAGUAAACUUGAUAAAAAAAGUGAAAAAACAUAUUACACAAAUAUAGAGGAGGAAAAACAAUUAAAUAAAAAUAAUUUAGAUAUUGGGAAUAAGAACAAAAAUACAAAUAUUUCUAUGUUUUAUAAGAAAGCGGAUAGCACAGUUUCUAUUCCAGAUGAUAAAAAAAAAAAGAUACACAACAAAAAGGAAAAUAUAGAGAAAACGGAUAAGCCGAAUACACAGGAACAAAUUGAGGAAGGUGGUAAAGUUAAAAUCGAUUUGAUUAGUAAACCAGGUGCGUGGGAAUCCGUUGAAGAUAGUGAGAUAAAUACAAUUUCAAAUGAAAAGAUUGAACAAAUUUUUUAUAAUAUAAAAUCAAAAGAGGAAAUAGAAAAAGAAGAAAUUACUCAGUUGGAGGAAGAUAUUCGUUAUGAAUAUUCUGCGCAUAAUGAAUUUUAUGUAAAGAAAAAGGAAUUAGAAAAUGAAGAUAUAUUUUUAAACCAAGAAUUUAAAUUUGUUAGCAAACCUAUAUAUAAAAAGGCUAUUGAUAAAAACCUCAAUAAAAAAGUGGAAUUUGCUAAAAGGAGUAUUAAGUCAAUACAGAAUAAAAAAAAAAUUUCAUAA